Messenger RNA from Brassicogethes aeneus, 6263 nucleotides. Lineage: Eukaryota; Metazoa; Arthropoda; Insecta; Coleoptera; Nitidulidae. The record is from the annotation of a GenBank genome assembly.
AGAGAGGCGGUUUCAUCGGUUUCAGUGUAGAGGCAAGUUGCGCCAAGUCCUUCAAUCAUUUUAUAUUGUCGGUAACGGGUUGGUUAAAGCCGAGUUAGUGCAGGCUCCGCGAACAUUUGAUCUGUCAGCAAAGGGAGAGUCUCGUUACGCGAGUUCAAUUUUAUUGUACCAUGUUAAAUCGGACAGAUAAAUUAAGCUAGUGACAUCUAUAGUUUCUACUCAUAGUAUCUAUCUAUCAAAGACUACUAAUUUUAUCUGUGAUAUUAGUUAUGAUUUUAAGGAUUCUAUUACACUAAAUAUAAGAUUACGAUAUAAGAAAUGGCUACAGUAGACGGCCGUCCUUCGAAAUAUGGAAUAUCCUUGAAACAAUUGCGCGACCUCAUGGAACAUCGAGGUCGCGAAGGAAUCACAAAAGUACAAGACCUAGGAGGGGUACAAGAAAUAUGUAAAAAAUUAUACACAUCACCCAGUGAAGGUCUGAGUGGUUCACGAGUAGAUUUAGAUCAUAGAAGAGAAACAUUUGGUUCGAAUUCGAUACCUCCCAAGCCUCCGAAAACUUUUAUGCAGUUAGUAUGGGAAGCUUUACAAGAUAUUACCCUUAUAAUUUUAGAAGUAGCAGCCAUAGUGUCUUUAGGUCUUUCGUUUUACCAACCGCCUCAAGAGGAUCAACCUUUUGAUGACGAUGAGACGAGUCAUGGUUGGAUAGAGGGUUUGGCCAUUUUAAUUUCCGUUAUUGUAGUUGUAUUUGUAACAGCGUUUAAUGAUUAUACAAAAGAAAGGCAAUUUAGGGGUCUUCAAAAUAGAAUCGAGGGCGAACACAAAUUCUCUGUCAUUCGGCAAGGAGAAGUCAAACAAAUCUCGGUCAGCGAUAUAGUUGUAGGUGAUAUUUGCCAAAUUAAGUACGGCGACCUUUUACCAGCCGAUGGUAUGCUUAUACAAUCCAACGACUUAAAGGUGGACGAAUCAUCGUUAACCGGUGAAUCGGACCACGUUAAGAAGGGAGAGAACUACGAUCCGAUGAUAUUGUCCGGUACGCACGUGAUGGAGGGUUCGGGAAAAAUGCUGGUGACCGCCGUCGGCGUGAAUUCGCAGGCCGGCAUCAUUUUCACGUUGCUGGGCGCUGCGGUCGAUCAACAGGAGGCCGAGAUCAAGAAGAUGAAGAAAGAAGCUAAAAAGCAGCGGAAGAAGAAAAGUUUGACAGGUGACGACGAAAACGUGACGGGCAACAGUCACAUGAACUCGCCAGCGCCGGUUGUCAACAAACACGAAGAAGCUCAAGACGGCAAAGAAAAUCACGUUCAAUCAUCUGGCACAGCGCCUGAGCCGCCGAAGAAAGAAAAAUCCGUGCUGCAGGCCAAACUCACCAAGCUUGCAAUUCAGAUCGGUUACGCCGGCUCCAGCAUUGCUGUGGUCACCGUCGUCAUUCUGAUGAUCCAUUUUUGCAUCAAAACGUUCGUUUUCGAGAAACAACCGUGGAAAAAUUCUUACGCCAACACCUUGGUGAAACAUCUUAUUAUCGGUGUUACGGUACUUGUCGUCGCUGUUCCAGAAGGUCUACCGCUAGCUGUCACUCUCUCCCUGGCUUACAGUGUCAAGAAAAUGAUGAAAGACAACAAUUUAGUCAGGCAUUUGGACGCUUGCGAAACAAUGGGCAACGCCACGGCAAUCUGUUCGGACAAAACCGGCACGUUGACGACCAAUCGCAUGACCGUCGUGCAAUCGUACAUCUGCGAGCAACUUUGCAAAACGAUGCCGAAAUUUUCGGAUAUCCCCAGCACAGUUGGCAAUCUGAUUCUGCAAGGUAUCGCCGUCAACUGCGCCUACACGUCGAGAAUCAUGCCUGGUGACGACGCAAACGAUCAGAUGAAGCAAGUCGGUAAUAAGACCGAGUGCGCCCUGUUAGGUUUCGUGAUCAACUUGCAAAAGAACUAUCAGACAGUCCGAGACGAUUUUCCCGAGGAAAGUUUCACCAGAGUGUACACGUUCAACUCUGUGAGGAAGUCCAUGAGUACUGUGAUCCCGAGACAGGGCGGCGGCUUCAGACUAUUCACUAAAGGUGCUUCAGAAAUAAUUUUAAACAAGUGUGCCUUUAUUUACGGUCACGACGGCCGUUUGGAGAAGUUCACGCGAGACAUGCAGGAGCGCCUACUGAAACAGGUGAUCGAGCCGAUGGCGUGCGACGGCUUGAGAACGAUUUGCGUCGCUUACAGGGAAUUCGUGCCGGGAAAGGCGGAAAUCAACCAGGUGCACAUCGAUAACGAGCCGAACUGGGAGGACGAGGAGAACAUCGUCAACAACCUGACUUGCCUCUGCGUGGUCGGCAUCGAGGACCCCGUGCGUCCCGAGGUGCCCGACGCGAUCAGGCGAUGCCAGAAGGCCGGCAUCACCGUCAGAAUGGUGACCGGCGACAACGUCAACACCGCCCGAUCGAUAGCCACCAAGUGCGGCAUCGUCAAGCCGAACGAGGACUUCCUCAUCCUCGAAGGCAAGGAGUUCAACAGGAGGAUCAGGGACAGCACCGGGGAAGUGCAGCAGCAUUUAUUGGACAAGGUGUGGCCCAAGUUGCGCGUGCUCGCGCGCUCAUCGCCCACCGACAAGUUCACUUUGGUCAAAGGCAUCAUCGACAGCAAAGUCAGCGAGAACAGGGAGGUGGUGGCCGUCACCGGUGACGGUACCAACGACGGGCCUGCUUUGAAGAAAGCCGACGUCGGAUUCGCCAUGGGUAUUGCCGGUACGGAUGUGGCCAAAGAAGCGUCGGAUAUUAUUUUAACAGACGACAACUUCAGCAGUAUUGUGAAGGCUGUUAUGUGGGGAAGGAAUGUGUACGACAGUAUAGCGAAGUUUUUGCAGUUCCAGCUUACUGUCAACGUUGUUGCCGUUGUUGUAGCAUUUAUCGGUGCUUGCGCUGUACAAGACAGCCCCCUGAAGGCGGUACAAAUGUUGUGGGUAAACUUGAUUAUGGACACACUAGCUUCUCUAGCUCUAGCAACCGAACUUCCCACUAGUGAUUUAUUGUUAAGAAAACCCUAUGGUAGAACUAAACCCCUCAUUUCCCGUACCAUGAUGAAAAAUAUUUUAGGACAAGCAGUCUACCAAUUGACUGUUAUCUUCGCGUUAUUGUUUGUCGGUGACAAAAUGUUGGACAUUGAGAAUGGCAGAGGCACAGACAUUUCUCACGGACCAAGUCAGCACUUCACCGUCAUCUUUAACUCGUUCGUUAUGAUGACGUUGUUCAAUGAGUUCAACGCCAGGAAAAUCCACGGACAGAGGAACGUUUUCGAGGGAAUUUUCACCAACCCCAUCUUCUACACCAUCUGGAUCGGCACGUGUGCCUCGCAGGUGGUCAUCAUUCAGUAUGGUAAGAUGGCGUUCGCGACGAAGAGUUUGACUCUCGAGCAGUGGCUUUGGUGUUUGUUCUUCGGAGUUGGCACCUUGUUGUGGGGCCAGUUGGUUACGACGGUGCCCACAAGAAAAAUACCCAAAAUUCUUUCAUGGGGUCGAGGACACCCUGAAGAGUACACUGAAGCAAUAAACAUUGGAGAGGAGAAAUUUGACAUUGACUCAGAUAAGAAACCGAGGGCGGGUCAGAUAUUGUGGAUAAGAGGUCUAACUAGAUUGCAAACCCAGCUGCGAGUAAUCAGAGCUUUCAAGUCGACCCUGGAGGAUCUGGAGGAGAGACGUUCGGUACAUAGUUUACACAGCUUACACAGUUUGCGCAGCUCGCGCAGCCACACGGGCCCUUGGCCUCCCCGUCCGUUCUCAGACAUCACAUACAUUGACGAGGACCCUACUGCAACGAAAUUGUCGUCGCAGCAGGCGGCGUCGAGAAGCGACGAGCAACGUCUCUUGUCCCCAAAUACCUUGAGAAUACCUUCCGCUCAUCACCACCAUCAACAACACCCCUCUCCCAAUUCUCAAGGGGCUUCCAACAACUCCGAUCUGCCGAAACCUAUCCAUGAGACUCGCAUUUAGUGCCGGUCGUGGCCUCAAGGCCGCCGCCGCCGCGUACCUAAGACCUUUGAAAAGGCUUACUCGUGCGAUAACAUCCAUAUCAAUAUCAAUCACGCGUACUUAUCUAGCAGUCCGAAUAAAAGGAAACCAAUAACCAGCAGCGUUAAUAGCAAUGCAACAGCAAGAGUAGUAGUAGCUAAAGCAAUAAAAAUGCCUGCCUGUUUCGCCGCCGCUGCCGCUGCCGCCGCCUCAGCCACUGUUGCAUCAAGCAGUAGUUCGCCGACGUCCCAAAUGCCUACCCAUACCACCAAUACCACCACCACCACAAAUACUACCAUCACACCCAAGCGCCACCCGAUCCGAACCGACAACAACCGAGUCAGCAAGAGUUGAUUAGUUGACGACAACCAAACCUGAAUUCGAUCCCCUUUUUACUAUCGUUCGUUGUUUUAGCUUUUAGCACUAUAAGUAGAAUACUAAUUACUGACUUAUUCACUCUAUAAUCAGACCAAACCAGAUUAUUUUUUGUACAUAAAUUUACUCGUCGUUCACUGUAGCAUCUAGCUGAAUGUAUAGCUGUGUAUUUUUUUAGUUAGCCUUACAACUACACCGUUGUUCCAACCACAAACGCCCCAUCCGCAAUGUUAAGUAAUUGUUACUUAAAAUUGUGCGUGCGGCGUUUUUGCUUUGCUCGGCAGUUGAGGCUUUUUCCCGCUGCCCAAAAGACCGUUUUCCAAAUUUUGAACGCUCUUUUAGCCGGUCGGAAAAACCCUCAUAUAUUAUUAUCCAGGUUAGUGGUAAUGGAGAGAAAUUGUUACGUUUUUUUACGCAUGCGCACACUAACUGCGAGUCAACUGUAUUUAGUGUCGAUGGCCAGCAAAUAAUUACUUAAUUUUAUUACAAGACAGACCAAUUUGAUAUUUAUCAUACGAUACGACCCCCUUAAUGCGCUGAUUUUAUUUAUAUUUUUGUGAGCAGGCCACAAUUACUUACUCGUUUUUAUUUAUAGGUUAUUUCUAUUUAGCUAAUAUACUUAAGUGUUUUAAUAUCUAUAUCUAUAUAUAUAUGGGUCUAACUCUAUCUAGAGACAAUCCAUUUUUCCUUUCCAUCCUCAUAUUCACACCCGCAGUAUUCCAAACAAAAUAUAUAAAUAUAAAUGGAUGUCUCUGGUUUAGGUUGGCCCUCAAUAUUAAGCUCUGUUCUUUAUACAAAUAACAUAAAAAAAUCGGCAAUGAGCCAUGUUGUAGAUACACUGUUUCGAGCAAUCGUGUAUCUGUUGAUUUUAUUAAUUCAUGAACAUGUGUAAGCUGCACAACAUGAUUUAACAACAUUCGUAACUUUGUCAUUGUGCCUUUGUGUAUCGUUAUUUUAUUAUACGGUUAACAGCUUCCACUUGUUCGCAUUCAGGCCUUAAGUGUCCCAGAAAGUUGUUCCAUGAACAUUUACAUCGAAAAUAAUUUUAAUAAUAAUUAAUGCACUUCCUGGGACGCAUACGGCCAUUUCUUCUCAGGUUAUUUAGUUCAGUUAAUAGAUCUGCAAUUUUGCCUGAAUCCUCUUUGACACGCAUGCUUCAAACAUAAUUUGAACCCAAAGAUUUCAGCCAUAUGUAAAAUAUUUUUAUUAUAAUUACACUUUUUUUAUUUUCUUAGAGGGUAUGCGUAUAUUAAAACAGAGUAAGUGGAACCGAAAAGUUAAAUAUUUUAUCUUGUUUUUUUAAAAGAGUUAGUAGCUGACUAGACGAUGAAGUAAGUAAUAUGCCUAUUUUAUUUUACUACUCACAUUUACUUUAUAUUUAAUAUUACACCAUUCAAACAAUUAAAUUUAUGUUCUUCCAUUUUAUAAUGUUUGAGGUAUGUGUGGUAAACGAUGAAAAGGUGCUUUGUAGAUCUAGCAACAUGUAUAUAUGCCGUUCUACACACAAUAACAUAAUAUGUUAUUUUAUGUAGAAGGACCUUUUUAUGGCCGUAUGCACAAACGUUCUUUGCUUUUUUCAAAAGUCACAUUUUUAUCAGAAAACGACCUCUAUAUGAAGCAGUAAACCAAUCAGAGCACAGCACGCAGUGUGCUGUGUAAAAUGCUGUGCUCUGAUUGGUUUGCUGCUUUCUAUAGAAAAUGAUCUCCAUAGGCGAACGUUUGUGCACAUGGUCAUUGUAGUAUCUUACUAUCUUACUCUGUGCACUUAUCUAUUGUAUGUCUAUCACUGUCUUACUCGUACCACUCUUAACGUUGCCCUUUACUGAUAGGUGAUAGGUGGUGAAUUGCAGGAGAGAUUGAUUCCGGUACCAUACAGCAAGAGUUCAACUGACCAAGCU